AUGGCAUCAUCUCAGCCCUUGCCGAUGAGUCACCGUCCCCGUCGGAUGUUGCCAGGUGGCAACCCCAAAAAACGCGACCGACCUGAAGCUGGCGAGCCGAUGCGCUCCAAUCGUCUUCUAGCCGGCUAUCUCGCCCACGAGUUCUUGACCAAAGGGACUCUGUUGGGUAAGAAGUUUGAGCCUGACUCAGCCCGAGCCAGCCCUAUCCCCUUCGUUGACUCCACCUCAACCGAGCCAAAGAUUAACUCGCAAGCCGAAGCUUCAGCCGUGGAGCACGAGAGUUACCGUAAGGUAGCAAGCAUAAUGAAGACAAAUGGGACCCACAUAAAGGGGAUUGUGAACCCCGCGCAGGUGUCCAAGUGGGUUCGCAUGUAA
Abrus precatorius (Indian licorice) is the source of this 375-nucleotide messenger RNA. RefSeq lists its product as uncharacterized. The record is from RefSeq and is a predicted model, not a curated record. Lineage: Eukaryota; Viridiplantae; Streptophyta; Magnoliopsida; Fabales; Fabaceae. The coding region runs from base 1 to 375 and encodes 124 amino acids. The transcript has a single exon.